Molecule: messenger RNA, 1240 nt
Organism: Telopea speciosissima
Lineage: Eukaryota; Viridiplantae; Streptophyta; Magnoliopsida; Proteales; Proteaceae
Product: oligoribonuclease-like
Exons: 8
Coding region: 185-955 (256 amino acids)
Cellular component (GO): mitochondrion
Molecular function (GO): nucleic acid binding; 3'-5'-RNA exonuclease activity
Source: RefSeq, a predicted model, not a curated record
UCCACAGUAUCUGCACUUUUCUCCUCCUUUUGAUCUUCAUUUUCACUGUUUCUGCUUCUAGUCAGUAGUCACUAGUGUUUGCUGUUGUGCAGCCCUUAGUGGAGCUGAAGGUUCAGAGAAGAAGAGCGAAGGGGUUGAAGUUUGGAAUCUCCUAUUGUAGUAUUGUUACAAUCAAGUUAUCCAAAUGAUGAAUCAUCUACUAAAUACUUUCUCUGUGCUCGAACUGGAUGUUGAAGAUGAUAAAGCGGAGACGAGUUCUGAUGCUGUCGCCAAAGAUGGAGGAAGUUCAACUAAAGCAGGUAAGGGUAAGAAAAGUGACAACUGCUCUGGAAAAGUGAACAUGGAGAAAAACAACAAAGAGGAUAAGCAGAGUUCAGCAACAUCUUCAGGAGAAUUCAAGUUACCACUUGUGUGGAUUGACUUAGAAAUGACAGGUUUGAAUGUUGAAGUGGACCGGAUAUUGGAGAUUGCGUGCAUUAUUACUGAUGGAAGUUUGGCCAAAUUGGUGGAGGGUCCCAAUUUGGUUAUUCAUCAAUCAAAGGAAAGCCUUGAUAAUAUGGGAGAUUGGUGUCAAAAUCAUCAUGCAUCUAGUGGUUUGACAAAGAAAGUGCUUCAAAGUACAGUCAGUGAACAGGAAGCUGAAAAGGAGGUUAUUGAAUUUGUAAAGAAACAUGUUGAUGUUGGCGCACAUACACCUCUUCUAGCGGGAAAUUCAGUUUAUGUUGAUUUUCUAUUUUUGAAGAAAUACAUGCCAGAUUUGGCCAGUCUUUUCCAUCACGUAGUUGUUGACGUAAGCAGUGUCAAGGCUCUAUGCAUCCGUUGGUUCCCUAAAGAAAGCAGAAAAGCUCCUUCGAAGGAAAACAAGCAUAGAGCCAUGGAUGACAUCAAAGAGAGCAUCAGGGAGCUAAAAUACUUCAAGGACAGCAUUUUCAAACCAUCCAAGUACAAGAAGUGAGAAGAACAACGCAUUGUAAAGAAUGAAGGAGAACAAGGCAUCGUACAACAUUGCUUUGAUGGUGGAGAGUUAAAUUUUCCAAAUAUUGCCAAAGUUGGGUGUGUCCAUCCUCUAUAUCUGGUACAUGCAUUAACAAUCAAUUUCUUGUUUUCCUUAUCUUUCUAACAAUGAUGAGUGCUCUCUCGUCUGGUUGGGAAAUAGUAUAGUUGAGUUGAUUGAUCCUGUAACUGCAAAUAUUUUGAGGUUAUAUAUCUUUUUUUAAUGGAAUAUAAAACCAUUGAAAAG